Dujonia railenensis is the source of this 1665-nucleotide messenger RNA. Lineage: Eukaryota; Fungi; Ascomycota; Pichiomycetes; Serinales; Debaryomycetaceae. The record is from the annotation of a GenBank genome assembly.
AUGACUUGGGAAAGCAUUGCUGCUUCGAAGAAAAAAUCAGUUUAUGAGGGUAUUCCAGUUGAAUGGCGCUUAAGCCAAAUCCCCUUAAUAGAAGAGGUACCAAACGUAUAUGUGUAUCUUAAUAACGUUUUAUCUAAGGAGGAAAGAGAGAUCACUAAUUUAACUGCAGUUGAGAUUGCGAAUAGGAUUAAACUGGGACAAUUGACUUCAUUAGUUGUCACUAAGGCUUUCUGUCAUAGAGCCGCACUAACGCAUCAACUUACCACCUGCUGCUCUGAAAUAUUUUUUGAUAGAGCCUUUGAGAGAGCUGCAUUUCUUGAUAAAUAUUAUAAAGAUAACAAUGGUUCAGUUUUGGGCCCUCUCCAUGGCGUUCCUUUAUCUUUAAAAGAUCAGGUAAACUUGGAAGGAAUUGACUCCGCAAUUGGAUACGUUUCGCAAGUAAACAAACCCAAGUCUAAAGACGAAGUUUCAUUGUUAGCAAAGAUAUUAGAGAAAGCUGGUGCAGUAUUCUACGUUAAAACGACAACUCCAAUGGCGAUGUUAGCAGCUAGUACAACAUCUAAUAUAUAUGGAAGUACACUCAAUGCUUUUAAUAGAAAGUUAUCUAGUGGUGGGUCAUCUGGUGGUGAAGGAGCGAUUGUCGGGGCGAGGGGUGCACCAUUAGGAUUUGGUACUGAUAUCGGUGGUAGUAUUAGAAUUCCUUCAUCUUUCCAAGGCUUAUACGGCUUAAGAGCUUCUUCUAAUCGUAUCCCGUACGUAAAUGUCUCGAAUUCUUAUUCCAGUGCUCCUGUACUCUCAUCUGUAAUCGGCCCGAUGAGUUGGGAUCUUGAUGACUUGAAGUUUGUAACUAAGCUCAUUUUGGAUGCGGAACCUUGGCUAAAUGAUCCAAAGACACCGCCAGUACCAUGGAGAGAGCAGACAAAAUUGGAAAAUUCUCCGAAGCUAACUUUUGGAAUUAUUUCUGGAAACGGAUUCUCGAGAUUGCAUCCUCCAAUUGAAAGGGCGCUUAAAAUGGCAAGGGAGGCUCUUGAAGCACAGGGACAUGAAAUAAUUGAGUGGGAAAUGCCAGUGAAAUUUCAAGAAUUGCGUGACCUCUACGCUCUGAUAUCUAGCACUGAUGGUUACAAAGAAGUUAUUGAUGAAUGUGCAAAAUCUGGGGAACCAAUUGUGCGUGAUCUUUUGAAAGGUUUUCAAUCUGAUGGUGAUAAGCUCCCCAAGUUUCCUAAAGGAAUUUCUCAUGUUCACGAAGAGUGGGAGUACGCUAAGUUGAGAUAUGAGUAUCAGCAAAGGUUUGAUCGGUAUUGGCUUCUGACAAUAAGCAGUACUACUACAGGUAGAGCAAUUGACGGGAUCCUUUCUCCUGUGUGGGAGUCCGCAUCCUUCAAACCUAAUGAUGUAAGAUACUUUGGCUUUUCUUAUACUGUCCUAGUAAACAUCUUAGAUUUGAGCUCUAUUACUGUGCCCGUUACAGUCGCAGAUAAAUCAAUUGAUACUAAAGACCCGACUUAUGUACCAAGUGGUGAAGAAGAUCAAAGAAUUUGGGAUUAUUAUGAUCCAGAACUUUACCAUGGUGCUCAAGCAGGUAUUCAAAUCAUAACCCCAAGAUAUGAAGAAGAGAGAGCUAUUUUCUUAGCUGGAGUAUUACGAGACUCACUCUUGAAUUAA